CAGCCAUUACCGAGUACCGCGUACGGGGUGUGCUUACGCAACGGAGAUAUUCUAUGUCCAAAUAAAGAAAAGGCUUGUUAUAUUGGCGCCGAGUCGUCCUCGACGCGUUCGAGAUAGAACCUGGAUGAUAUAAGUAGCCCAACUGGUGAACCUCCCAGUCAAAACUACCCUCCCCGUUCCAGCAACGAUGGCAUGAUGCAAUCUGCAUCCUUUCAUCAACCACAUUUCUCUCCCUCAUGCGGCUGAGAACUCACCUCCUUUACCGCCAUUUUCAGCAUCCUCGUUGUAGGAUGUCAACCUUUACUCUUCCUAAUACCAAACCUCCUGUGACCGUCCAGUUGGCUCCGGAUGUAACUGAGAGCCAACUUCUUUCCUUUCCUGCAUUCAAGAUCUGGCUCUCGACUCUGCAACACUCACUCUUCCUGCAGGGGAGCGCGAAGCAUGAAUUCAAUUCUGCGCCAUAUGCACUUCGGAAAAUUGAAGUACAAGCGGUCGACUUCUUUGGUCGGGGCCGUUUAGGUUUCGUGAAGCUACGAGCUGACGUCUCGAAUGACAGUGGGGAGAAGCUCCCCGGGAGCGUGUUCCUCAGAGGCGGGAGUGUAGGGAUACUGCUUAUCCUCCAACCUGACGACAUUCCACCCGACUCCGACCCCGAGAAACGCGUGAUAUUGACCAUCCAACCCCGCAUUCCCGCUGGAUCGCUUGCCUUCCCAGAAAUCCCCGCCGGUAUGCUCGAUGAUAGCGGGACAUUCUCUGGCGGAGCGGCAAAGGAGAUCCAAGAAGAAACGGGCCUCUCCAUUCAACAAGACGAGCUGCUCGACAUGACCGCCCUCACUCUCGGUCCCACGACUCGAGAACCUACAAUUCCGGAGAAUGAAGUCAAGGAAAAGCUGCAGGUUGGUGUGUACCCAUCACCUGGAGGAAGCGAUGAGUUCAUUCCCCUAUUUUUAUGCCAGAAGCGCAUGAAAAGGGUUGAAAUAGACCAACUGCAGGGCCAGUUGACGGGACUGAGAAAGGAAGGCGAGAAAAUUACGCUGAAAUUGGUACCGCUGGAACAGCUGUGGAAAGAGGGUGCGCGGGACGGCAAGUCGUUGGCUGCUUGGGCCCUCUACAACGGUUUGAAAUCUGAGGGGAAGAUAUAAAAGGUCAGAGGCAUCUCGAAGACUAAUGCAUGCCAAAAGAAGCCUGAUUGGUGUCAUCAUUCUAUCGAAUCUAUCUAUCAUCUAUGAACAGUCGGAUCUGGGGCGUACGUGCGGCACGUGUCCUCCAAGGUAUCUAUCCAACCAAACUCCACUUCUUCGCGAUCUCAAUCCCCUCUGCUAGAGUUCCAACCCUAGCAUCGAUCGCAUAUCCUUCUGCCUCCAGUCGCUGCGUCUCAGCAAACAGUGUUUUGAGUGGUAAGGUGAAACAUUCAAUGAAUUCGUUAUCUUCCAGCUGAGGUUUCGGGUUUUGGUUCUCAGGGAGAGACAUAUCCACACGGACAUGCACCAUGUGGAGGUUUGUAUUGCAAAACCCGGGAUCUGUGAUGUGAAAAAUGUAAGCUCUGCCCCGGUUUCCCGCCCCACGCCAAUCCAAGGAGCCUAUACGGAAUACAUACCAUUCCACAUAACCGGACUAGUUUGCUCAGGAACCCCAACAUAUCCCGUCUCUUCUUUUAACUCUCUGAUCGCACAUUCUUCUGGCGUCUCACCCGCAUCUAUGAGCCCCGCUGGAACUUCAAUGACAAUUUUGUCGAUUGGCGGGCGGUACUGCUUUUGGAGUAAGAGUUCUGGUCCCGAUGGCUUUUCUAAUAUUGCCACAAUGCCUACGCCAUCGAUUAAGCAGUCCUUAGGGCGGGUCUGUCGAUGAACGGUUAGUUUCUAGCUUCAUAUCAAAUACACAUACAAUAGUACAUAUGUACAGGUGUUCAUAUACAA
This is a messenger RNA of Coccidioides immitis RS, 1916 nucleotides long. RefSeq names its product NUDIX family hydrolase. The coding region runs from base 237 to 1142 and encodes 301 amino acids. The record is from RefSeq and is a predicted model, not a curated record. The transcript is spliced from 2 exons. Gene Ontology annotation, molecular function: ADP-glucose pyrophosphatase activity; ADP-ribose pyrophosphatase activity. NCBI's taxonomy places the organism in Eukaryota, Fungi, Ascomycota, Eurotiomycetes, Onygenales, Onygenaceae. Gene Ontology annotation, biological process: ribose phosphate metabolic process; nucleoside phosphate metabolic process.